Poecilia reticulata (guppy) is the source of this 2891-nucleotide messenger RNA. The record is from RefSeq and is a predicted model, not a curated record. Lineage: Eukaryota; Metazoa; Chordata; Actinopteri; Cyprinodontiformes; Poeciliidae.
ACCAGUUAAACUCCUGGAUUAAACCAGUGAAACUCCUGGAUUAAACCAGUUAAACUCCUUUUCCCUGGUGGAUCUGCAGAGAUUCUCCGGAGCCUCCAGGACGGAUCGGUACCAACAGACUGAAGCCUCACUCUUCUUCAUCUCGCUGGCUGUCCACUCCGUCCCUCUGUCUGUGUUGUUCUCUGGUUAUCAGACCAGAUUGUUGCCAACUGAUGGUUUAUGAAAUUCUCCUUCAAUCUAUUUCAGAAAACAGUUGCUGAGUGAAGGACAUAAUGGCUGCUGAUUUUCCCCCCGUCAGAAGAAGCAGCAGUUUUGAAUUCCAGCGACCUGACCUUAAACAAAGACCUGAUGCUCUGAACCUGGUUCUGUUUGGUCCAAGUGACCCACUGAAGACGGCAGCAGCCAAAGCCAUUCUAGAUCACCCAGAUCUUCCUUCAGAGUGUGUCAGAAACCAGGGAGAGGCGUUUGGACGUCGGGUUUCUCUGGUGGAGAUGCCUGCGUUGGGUGGAAAAGCUCAGCAGGAAGUGAUGGAGGAAUCCUUCAGGUGUGUCUCCCUCUGUGACCCUGAGGGUGUCCACGCCUUCAUCCUGGUCCUWCCUGUGGGUCCCCUCACUGAUGAAGACAAGGGAGAGUUACACACCAUGCAGGACACAUUCAGCUCCAGAGUCAAUGACUUCACCAUCAUCCUCUUCACUACAGACUCAGAUCCUGAACAUCCAGAUGUUGGUAACUUUAUAGAGAACAAGGACAUCCAGGAUCUCCUCCAGAUCUGUGGAGGAAGAUAUUUAGUUCUGGACAUCAGAGACAGACGGCAGAUCAGAGGACUGAUGGAGACGGUUCAGACGAUUAGUGCAUCCAACAAUACAGCACAAAGCUAUACAACAGUAAUGUUUGCAAAUAGCCAGAAGGACAGACUCAUACAACAACAGCAACAACUAGAAGAGCUCAAGAAGGAGAAGAUUGCCUGUGACAAGAAAAACUAUCCUGAGUGUCUCAGGAUUGUCCUGAUUGGAAAAACUGGAACUGGGAAGAGUUCAUCGGGAAACACCAUUUUGGGUAGAAAAGCUUUUGCGUUUGGAUCAAGUCAAACAUCAGUAACUAAACGCUGUCAGAGAGAAAAGGGUGACGUGGACGGUCGUCCUGUCGUUGUGGUCGACACUCCUGGUCUGUUUGGCAAUACGCUGACCCCCGACCAGGUGGACGAGGAGCUGCUGAAGUGCAUCAGCCUGCUGGCCCCGGGGCCACACGUCUUCCUGCUGGUGCUGCAUGUCGGCAGAUUCACAGAGGAGGAGAAAGAGACGUUAAAACUCAUCAAGAAGAACUUUGGUGAAGAUUCAGAAAACUUCACCAUCAUUCUUUUUACCAGAGGAGACGACCUGGAGUAUGAGGACAAGUCCAUUGAAGAGUAUGUUGAAAAGGACUGUGAGGAACCCUGUAAGAAGCUGAUCAGUGACUGUGGAGGAAGAUACCAUGUGUUCAAUAAUCAUUCAAAAUGGAGGCAGAUGCAAGUCAGAGAGUUGAUCAGGAAAAUUGACACCAUGGUGAAGGAGAAUGGAGGAAACUGCUUCACCAACGAGACGCUGCAGGAGGAGGUGAAGAGGAUCCUGGAGGAGAAAGAAGAAAUGAAGAAACUGAGGGAGGAACUUCAGAAGAAACACGAAGAAGAAACAGAAUCACUGAGAAGAAAAAUGGAAGAACAGAGAGAAGAGAUGGAAAGAGAGAGAAAACAGAGAGAGAAGCAAUUUAAAGAGAUGGAAGAAAACAACAGGAAGGAGCGAGAGCAGAAAGAGAGAGAACAGGAAGAAAGAGAAAAGGAAGAGAAGAAAAGAAAAGAGGAGGAAGAACGACAACAACAUCAGUGGGAAAAAGAACGACAAGAUUUAGAGAAAAAGAUCAAACAGGAAUCAGAAGAAAAGGAAACAAUCGACAGAAAACUGGAAGAGAUGAGAAAACAGAUGGAGGARAAACGAGACGCCUGGGAGACGGAAAGAAAGGAGUGGUGGGAAAAACGACACMGAGAAGACGAAGAGAGACGAGAAGAACUGAAGAGAUUUCAGGAGAAAUAUGAGAAAGAGAGAGAGAAAUAUGAAAACCAGAGGAGARAAGAUGAGRAGAGGAGGAGAGAACAGGAGAAGGAGAGGAAAGAACUAGAGGAAAAAUAUCAGAAACAACUGGAGGAAGUAAAGAGGAAGUUUGAGGACGAAGCCAGAAAACAAGCAGAAGAAUCCACCACAAAGAAAGAUUAAAUCCAAAAAUGAUGGUGAAACACAUCAUGUUUGAUAUAAAACAAGAAAUGUUCUAAAAAAUGAUUAAAAAGCUUCUGAGAAAAGUUGAAUUGUAGACGGGUUAUAAAUACCUGGAGUGAAGGAAUGUAGAGCCAAACAGUUAUCAGUCAGUUACAGGAUCAUCCAACAGGUGAGAAAAGGUCAGUAAAGGUCAUCAGACUCACAGGAUUCAAUAAUCAGAUGAGUUCAUGUUGUUUUUAUUCAUGAUGAAUUUACUGAACUUUAUGUUUUUAUUCAGCUGAAUUUAUUUAUUCUUAUUACAGAAAGCAGUCGGUGUUCUUCUUUCUAACCAGAUGCUGUUGUAGAUUUACUGUCAUUUUUUCCAAAGGACUCAAAAUAAUAAGUUUCUGAAUCUUAAUUCAUCAAAAGUUUUGACUUUUUUAAAUCUGAAUUUUUAUGUAUUUUUACAUCCUUGUUCUGAUGUUCAUUCAGUAAAAGCUGUUAAAAAUUAAAAUUUACAAAUUAGUUGUAACAUAUCUAAUAAGGUUUUUUGUACAUUUUUGUAGUCAUUGAUUUUUAAAUAUAUUUUAUAUGUUUGUGUUUAAGCUGGCUUAAAUAACUGUAUUUACUAAUUCCAUUGAAUGAAGUUCAUUUGAUUCUCUACAU